GAUUCUUAUAUUGAAAAAUUUAAGAAGUGAAAUAUUUUACUUAUUUUUUUCUUGAUUGUGAUUUUACUUAUUUUACAGGUUUGCCUACCUCUCUAGUUACAGAGAGAGGAGAGGGGCUUUGAAGCCUUAAUUCAAGCUAGAAAUCUCGCUAGAAAACUAGCCAUAUCGAUCUAGGUAAGUGAUGACAACGAAAAGGCCCUCGGCGCUUGGGAGGCAUCCUAUUUAAUAAAGAUUCUUCCUCUAGUCGAAUAGUCCGCAACCUGAACAUCGUAGAUGGAUGUAUAAUAGAAAUUAUCCCAAUCGUAGAGGGUUGAGGGAAGAAUUUGUACAAGGGGUUGAUGGAUUUAUUGAUUAUACAAUGUCGCUUUCUCAGUUUCGUCAUGAGGGCACUAUUAGGUGUCCUUGUGUGAAUUGCAAGUGCAUGAAGUUUUUAAAGCCGGAGAAUGUUAAAUUUCAUCUUUAUAAAAAGGGUUUCGAAGAUAAAUAUUAUUUCUGGAUUGCUCAUGGAGAGAUCGAGCCUAGUAUGGAUGUGAAUUAUCAAAAUUUUACUGAUGAGGAGGCCUUCCAGAAGAAGAGUGCCAAAGUAAAGGGUGUUCGAGCAUUUGAAAAGGGCAGCUCGUUGCACAAUGAGGGUUUUGUUACAGUGAGGACUCAGCAGAAGAGAUUGGCUUACACGAGAUCUGUAUCUUGUGAUGAAGUCCUCCAGGAGACCCACACAAAGAAAAAGAAAGAUGGAAAAAAGGUUUGGGUUGAACCUCAAGCUGAGCAAACAAAUAAUGAGUACAAAAAGAAUUUAGAGGAGUACAUACAGAAUGAGUCGAUCGGCGAUCAAGAUGGGCCAAGCAAACCAUCUGAUAAUGCGGACAUUAGUAUUAAGGUGGUUGGUGACGUACAUAAGGAGAGAGCCUACGACGUUGGAUCAGAGUGUUCAUUCACUCGUCAGUUGCCAAGAUUGUCUGGUGCUUCUUCUUCCUCUUCACAGUCUUUAGUGAAUGAGGAUGAGUUGGAGGCAGCGCAGAAGCAGUUAGAGGCAAUGCGGGAACAGGUAGAGAUGGAUUCAUUGCGGAGACAACAACAAAAGCUGACAAAAAAGCACGAAGCAGGUCGUUUAAAAUUUGCUCAAUUUGAGAAACUAGUGCAUAAAGUCACUGAGAUGGAACAACAACGUAGAUGGAUGUAUAAAAGGAAUUACCCCAAUCGUGGAGGGUUGAGGGAAGAAUUUGUACAAGGGGUUGCUGGAUUUAUUGAUUAUGCAAUGUCGCUUUCUCAAUUUCGUGAUGAAGGCACGAUUAGGUGUCCUUGUAAGAAGUGUAAGUGCAGAAAGUUGUUGAAGCCGGAGGAUAUUAAACUUCAUCUUUAUGAAAAGGGGUUCAAAAAGAAAUAUUAUUUCUGGACUGAUCAUGGAGAGAUCGCGCCUAAUAUGGAUAUGAAUUUUCAAAAUUUUACUAAUGAGGAGGCUUUUCAGAAGAAGAGUGGUAAGGCAAAGGGCGUUCGAGCAUCUGAAAAGGGCAGCUCGUUGCACAACGAGGGUUUAGUUACCACGAGAACUCCCCGGAGGAGAUUGGCUUACAAGAGAUCUGUGUCUCGUGAUCAUGAAGUCUUCCAGGAAACACACACCAUGAAAAGGAGGAUGAAGAAAAGGUUUGGGUUGAAUCGCAGGCCAAGCAAACGUAAUGAGUAUAAACAAAAUUUGGAAGACAUUCAGAAUCAGUCAGUCGACAAUCAAGAUAGGCCAAGCAAACCAUCUGAUAAUGUGGACAUUUGUCUUAAGGUUGGUGGUGGCCUACAUAAGGAGAGAGCCUACGGCGUUGGAUCAGAGUGUUCAUUCAGUCGUCAAUCGCCAGGAUCGCCUGUUGCUUCUUAUUCUUCACAGUCCUCUGUGAAUCAGGGUGAGUUGGAGGCAACACAGAGGAAGUUAGAGGCAAUGCGGAAAAAAGAAGAGAUGGAUUCAUUGCGGAGACAAAUGCAAGAGGUGACAGAAAUGUUUGAAGCAGAUUUUUUAGAACUUGAUCGACUGCAGAAACUAAUGCAUGAAUUCACGCACAGUUGUCGAUCUAAUCCAGUGUCUGACUCCGGCUACGAUGGGAAGAAUUAGUGUAUUGUACUUGUGAUUUUUGGAACUUUUACUUGUUUUAUUUGGUUGGAAUGUUACUUGGAUGGCGGAAUUCUGUUACUCAUUCAAAUGAUGAUGAUCCUAAUUGAAAUUUGACUUGUCCUAGAGAUGUUAUCAUGUUACUCAUUGACUCAUUGU
Molecule: messenger RNA, 2251 nt
Organism: Nicotiana tabacum (common tobacco)
Lineage: Eukaryota; Viridiplantae; Streptophyta; Magnoliopsida; Solanales; Solanaceae
Source: RefSeq, a predicted model, not a curated record